UAAUAUCUUCAUUCAUCAUCUUGUGUGCAACAUUUUACUUGCAAAGAAAUAAAUUACCUCUAUAUGUGAAUUUAAGAAUUCAGAUUUAAAAGUUUUAUUUUGAUGAAAUGGAAAUGCGGUUAGUUCUUCAUAUAUUGUAUUAUAUUGUGUGUCGUAUCACUGCACCAGAUACGUGUCUGGUGUUACUAAUGAAAGUUCGGAGAAUGCUACAGUAAGGGAGACAGACACCGUAAAAGAAUUCAACGUGAUGAAAGACAAUUACCAUGAAUUACUUAAAAGAGUUAUAAAUAACGAAAAUGAAAUUGAAGAUAUGAAAAGUCGAGAAGAACAUUUGAAACAUGAACUUGAAAACGUUAAGAAAUAUAUGACAUGUCAAAUGGAAGAGUUAAACGAUAUCACUAUAGACAAGCUAAAUGACACAAAAGCUGCGUUAAUAAAAACUAGGAUUUCAUUUACUCAGUCUUUGAAGUUAUUAAAUGAAACAAUGCAAGAACUGAGCCAUCGUCAACCGGAAAAGCUAAAAUGUGAAGAAAAUCAGACUGAAUGUAAUUGUACAGGCAGUUUUCUUGAAACGAUAAUAUCUCCUGGCUAUCCAAUAGAAUAUAGCAAUAACUUAGCUAAGAAUUGGAGUAUUGAUGUCGGUAGUGGAUACAGGGCAAGAUUACAGUUUACGAAUUUCACCACUGAGCGCACAUACGAUGUUGUAAAGGUAUUCGAUGCAGUGGAUGCAACUGAUCUCAUGGGAUUUUUUAGUGGAGACGAUCUACCUCCGCCAAUGAUAUCGACUGGACGAUAUAUGUUUCUUACAUUCACAACAGACCAUAAUGUGCAAUACACUGGAUUUAGUGCAAACGUUUACAAAAUAACUUCUACAAAGGAUGAUAGGAAUGUCAGAGGAUAACAAUAUUUGUGCCAAACUUCAGUGAUAAUGCGUUACUAGUAAUAUAUUUAUAUAUAUAUAUACAAACAGUAAAAGUUCAGCUAUAAGGGCAACAGUUUGUAAAAUAUUGAAAACAACACGUUAUUAAUUUCUUGCGUCCGAAGCGCUUUUCUGGAUUUACCUUCAUCAGGAACGCUCAAAGCCAAACAUUUGAAAUCCGAAGAUGUAUAAGUACCGAAACCGUUGAAGAGCUGUAUGUCAAAAAUACCUAAAAUAAAUAGCCAAAUUCAUCUAAAGCCAACUUUGCCUGAGGGAGUUGAAACCUUAGUUUCUUAAUAAUUUAUAAAUUUAUAAACGGACAAAUUUAAGUAAAGUUUGUUAAAUCAUGUCAGUACCGAAAUAUAAGCUUCGUCUAUUUAUUUAAAGAACAAUUGUGACUGUUGUCAACUGGAUUUAUCAUUUGAAUUUUUUUAAAUUAAUUUUUUAACAGAGGGCUGUUAUUGACCCUCCAAUUGAAUAAUUUAGUGAACUUAUAGUAAAUGAUUUUAUAUAUGUGCACUUUAUCCCAACCUGUAUUUAAUUCUGGAACACAUUAGGAAAACCGCCAUUACAUGAAUGUGCUUACAAUAUGACCAGCCAUUGAUUUCAAAUAUGUAAACUACUGUACAAUUUUGAAUGCAAAUACAAUUUGUCCUGACACAAAGGAUUUUGCGAACUGUCAGCCAUCUUGUUUUUAUAGUAGUUAUUAACUUAUAUAAUCUUAAAAGGAAUUCAACAGAUAAUUCUGCCAUAUGGUAGCCUUUAUUUGACACGAUCUGAAUUCUUAGAUUUUAGAUAUAGUUCAUAUCGAAAUUCUACUUAAUUAAAUAUUGCCAUUGUUGGCCUCUAUAAAACUUAUAAAUUGAAUUUUACCAGAAACCAUGUUAUUUUGCUGACUAAGUGUUUC
Messenger RNA from Mytilus trossulus (common blue mussel), 1826 nucleotides. Its product is annotated as membrane frizzled-related protein-like. The transcript is spliced from 3 exons. The coding region runs from base 248 to 901 and encodes 217 amino acids. The record is from RefSeq and is a predicted model, not a curated record. NCBI's taxonomy places the organism in Eukaryota, Metazoa, Mollusca, Bivalvia, Mytilida, Mytilidae.